This is a messenger RNA of Pseudozyma hubeiensis SY62, 1023 nucleotides long. RefSeq lists its product as hypothetical. The transcript has a single exon. Lineage: Eukaryota; Fungi; Basidiomycota; Ustilaginomycetes; Ustilaginales; Ustilaginaceae. The coding region runs from base 1 to 1023 and encodes 340 amino acids. The record is from RefSeq and is a predicted model, not a curated record. Gene Ontology annotation, cellular component: cytoplasm.
AUGACUAUCCCCACCCGCGAGUUUGGCAAGACCGGCGAGAAAGUCGGAAGCAUCGGCUACGGUGCCAUGGGUCUCGCCGCCUUCUACGGCGAGGCUGCCCCGCAAUCCACCGUUGAUGCCAUCUUCGACAAGUGUCUCGCCGACGGUGUCACCCACUGGGACACCGCCGACAUGUACUCCCCUAUUGGAUCCACCAAGCUCGGCUACAACGAGGAGCAGAUCGGUGCCUACUUCAAGUCGCAUCCGGAUGCUCGCAAGAAGGUCUUCCUCGCAACCAAAUUCGUCAACCGUAUCAAGGAGAGCGGCGAGCGAUUCAUGGACGGUUCUCCCGAGUGGUGCCACCAGGCGUGCAACGACUCGUUGCGCCGACUUGGUGUCGACCAGAUCGACCUGUACUACGCCCACCGUCCCGACCCGCAGGUCGACGUCACCGAGACCGUCAAGGCUAUGAAGGAGCUCAAGGAUCAGGGCAAGAUCCGCUACAUCGGUGUUUCCGAGUACAACCUUGAACAGCUCGAAGCCGCCAACAAAAUUGCACACAUCGACGCCAUUCAGAUCGAAAUCUCCCCAUGGACACCAGAGGCUCUUACCAACGGAAUCCUGGAUUGGAGUUCGCGCAACGGAACCGCCCUUAUUGCAUACAGCCCGCUGGGGCGCGGCUUCAUCACUGGCCAAUACAGGUCCGUCGAUGACUUCGAGCAGAACGACUUCCGACGAUUCAACCCUCGUUUCCAAGGCGAAAACUUCAAGAAGAACCUCGAGCUCGUCGACGAUAUCAAAAAGAUCGCUGAAAAGAAGGGCGCCACCGCAGGUCAGAUCGCCCUCGCAUGGCUCCUCCAGAAGUCGCCCAUCAUCCUUCCCAUUCCAGGAACGAAGAAGGAGAAGUACCUGGACGAGAACAACAAGGCCGCUGAGAUCAAGCUUACCGACGACGAGGUGGCCGAGAUCGACGGUGUCAUCAACAGCUUCAAGGUCUCCGGUACCAGGUAUGCUAAGGAGAUGAUGUCGGUAUGCGCAUUCUAA